AAAACCCCUCCAUUUCCGUCUCAUAAGAACCUCGCUUCUUUCUCCCCAUCACUCCUCCACAUCAUCAUCCUGACUUACCUCCUACCUCCCAUCUCUACUACUGUUUUUGUUCAAAUCCCUAUCUACUACUACUACAAGAUGAAGCUCCUCGCUGUAUUCGGCACCCUCGCAUUGUCGGCCACCGCGAAUGCCGCCGUAACUGCAACUUGCACCCCUGGCUUGAAUUACUGCUCCGGUGUGCUCGAGGAUGUUGGAAGCAACGGUGACGCGAUUGAAGACGCAUUGAGAAGAUAUGGUCUAGGAAACAAUUCCGGACACACUGGCCUAUGGCCCUAUUAUGUGUUCCAUUGCAACAACGAUCAUACCCUUACCGUUGUUGAGCAUUGUCAAUUGGGUUGUCUAAACCAUGGCAAGGGCCAAAAUGAUUCCUGUUAAAUUGGAACCCUCGGGUUGAGAUCAUCUGGCUACGUACAUUAGUACGGUUCUGCACUCUGAUUUUAGGUUCUUGGAUGGUGGAGGGUGCUGUGCAAAGCAAAAUCAGAGAUUUGAAGUUUGGGUGCAUGAAUUGCGGUGAUGCUUUUCAUAAAUGGAGAAACGAUGCUCUCUAUCUAGCAACUGGCUCAUAUUAUUGGAGUAAGAUCGUAUUGUAGACUUGCAAACACACUUCAUAAACAUAAGCUGCAAAAUAAAAAAUGAAUAAGAUGAGGCAUGCUCAAUACCCAUUGUGAGCCUGCGUCCGAUG
This is a messenger RNA of Aspergillus piperis CBS 112811, 742 nucleotides long. RefSeq lists its product as uncharacterized. The transcript is spliced from 2 exons. Lineage: Eukaryota; Fungi; Ascomycota; Eurotiomycetes; Eurotiales; Aspergillaceae. The record is from RefSeq and is a predicted model, not a curated record. Bases 139 to 435 code for a protein of 98 amino acids.